Molecule: messenger RNA, 1236 nt
Organism: Penicillium brasilianum
Lineage: Eukaryota; Fungi; Ascomycota; Eurotiomycetes; Eurotiales; Aspergillaceae
Source: the annotation of a GenBank genome assembly
AUGAUUGAAGACGAUAUCUACCGCAAAUCCUCCCAAUUCCGACUAUGGUCCUAUACAGAGAGCUCUCUAAGGUCUCUCCGCACCACGACCAACCAUAUUGCAAGUGAGCGAGUCCGUGCCGCUCUGCGUCGAGCUCGCGAACGCCAUGUGUCCGCGACAGGAACACCACAGCCGGGAAGUGACGCCGAAGACAAAGAUAUCGAAUGCUUGACACCCGAGGAAGAGCUUGUCCUGGUUCGAUACUACUGUGAGAAGACGGUUGAGCUUGGCGACACAUACAGGCCACCACUCCCCACAAAUGUCCGAGCCACUGCAAUCCAAUUUCUCCGCCGUUUCUACCUCACAAAUUCCCCAAUGACCUACCACCCCAAAUCCAUCAUGGCCUGUGCCCUCUUCGUCGCCACAAAGACAGACAACUACUACAUGUCCCUCCGGCAAUUCGCCGAAGGUAUCCCCGGCGACACGACAGCCGACGAUGUCAUCGCCCCGGAAUUCUUGCUCAUGCAAGGCCUGCGCUUCACACUCGACGUCCGCCACCCCUUCCGCGGCCUCGAAGGCGGCGUCAUGGAACUCUCAGCCAUUGCCCAAGGCCAGGGUAAACCGGCACCCCAUCUACCACACCAUACCCCGGAAAGCCUCAAACAAGGACUUCUCUCGCUAGCACCGCCACCGGUGGCCAGCACAUCCAUCACAGACCGAAUUGGCCGCGCACACGGUGCUACGCGUGAACUCCUCAAAUCCGCCGCGCAAAUGACGGACGCGUACUUCCUCUACACACCCUCACAAAUCUGGCUAGCAGCCUUCCUCCUCGCAGACAAACCCCUCGCCGAAUUCUAUCUCGAAACCAAACUCGGCGGCCCCCUCGACGCAACCACGGCAAAUCCGUCAGACCUCCAGAACCCGCUCUACGAGCUCCGCACAAAGUUAUUCAAAGUGCUCACGGACUGUGGCGCCCUUUUGCAAUCGUACACGCCUCUCUCGUCGGACCCGGAUCAGAUGAAGAGUCUCAAGCGGAUUGCGAAGAAGUUGUAUCAUUGCCAGAAUCCGGAGAAGGUUAAUUUAAAGCGUGAUUCUGCGGUGCCGAGGUCGACGCCCGCGGGUGAUGCGGGGACGGUUACCUCGGAGAGUGAGACUGAGAGGUUGGCGAAGAAGAGGAAGUUGGAGAUGGAGCAGAAGCAACGGGGACCGCCGGACUUGUUUGGGCCGGAGUUGGUGGCGGACCGGACGAAGCAUUGA